CACAUAUACAGGUGCUGGGUAGAGAUUCAUGCGUAGGUCAAAACGUGUGUCGACUGGGGCGAGAGAGAGAGAGAGAGAUGUUCAGAGUACGAGUGAGAGAACAUUGACGAGUAUCACGUAAUCAACCGAUCCUUUCGGCAGUCAUCCCUGGCCGAAACAUCUAAAUAAACCUCAGAGGAACUUGUGAGCAAAAACAAAAAAAAGGACUUAAUCAUUACGAUGUCGACAACUGGAGAAGGUAUGUGAUGUCGCCCGAAUUCCAGGAUCAACCCCCCGCCGCACGUUGGGCCACCCAAAUGAUAUACUGUAGAGUCACGAAAAUGAGAGAGGGGGCAUGUGCAUAACAAUCCACACAGCCCCCUGCACUAGGUCGCUGCUGGCUCAUCAAAACAAUCGUGGGCACCUUCAUUAGGCAUGUGAGUUACUCGUUGUGGAAGAAAGACGUGGUGAGAGGCGACUGGGCGGACACGAUGCAAGGUGAAUAUAAACAGCAAUGGAAAAAAAGGAAUGCGCAGCGGGGGGGGAAUUUUGAUCCUAUAUAUACCCUGGACUAAAUCGAUGUUGGGCGAGGAAAACCGCGAUUUUUGUCCAAAUCAGGUGCCUGGUAACUCGUCGGUGGCCUUGGUCAUUUGAACAUGAAUCCUGAGAGAGGGCGACGAAGAGCUAAGGGAUCGAUAUCCAAUUGAUGGGAGACUCUACUUCGUACGCUGACUCGCCUGGGCUCUCAAUUCGCACGACAUCCAGCUAGACAUUUUCCACUCUCAGCAAGGUGAGUCGUCCACGGCGACUGUCCAAAAGGAGAGAAGGCCAUCUCAGAGCACCAAAAAAAUGCAAAGUCUACUUUCAUCUGGGCAGUUUGACGAGUCCGGAAGAAUUACGAGGAUUUUUCGACUCAUUGCAUUCCAGUCAGACUUGGCUCGAUUGUUGCUCCAUUAUGGUUGUCAGCCAGGAGUUCAUUGUUCAAAGAAUGUUGCCAUGGCCGCUCAAGGUAUGUUUUGACAUCUUUGUUUGGUGACCUCGACCGGAAUGGGAAGAGGCCAUCCGCUCCAAGUCAUCAACUCCCUGAAUGUUUCACCUUUCAUCUUGCCAUCGCUGGAUCAAUGAGCAGUCGCUGCGGCUCAAGGUGAAUCCCUAGAUGUGGUCGACCUACACGAUAUAACUCUUGACCCUUUUCGAGAUUACCAAUCCAAUCUCCGUCGCCAUGAAGUCUCUCACCGGGCUGUGCUCAAUCCUUUUUAUCGGCGUUGUACAUGCAGUGACUGUAGCGGACCUCCCGAGUUGUGCCCAACACUGCCUAUCAAAUUCCACCUCUGUUCAGACCUCCUGCUCCGUGAUAGAUAUCUCGUGCCUUUGUUCGAGUUCGACUUACGUGACGGCUCUAUCUUGCUGUCUGUACAGCAGUUGCAAUCCAGAUGAACAAGCCAUUGCGAUUCAAUUCAACAAGCAAGAAUGUGCUGCCGUCAACGAGACAGCUCCAGAUUUUGUGGGAUGCUCGCCUGCCGGGUUGAGCAGUGCUCUUGCGAGCAUGAGUCUGACUACAGCACCAACAAUGUCACCCAGCUCGGUGUCGUCGUCGACAGCGACCUCUUCGUCGGUCAAUCCAGGCUUCAGCACAAUCAGCGGUGAUAUCGUGACGCAGACGCUUCCUCCCUCGACCACAAAGCCAGUGACGGCGACUUUUGGCGGCAGGCCACUUUUGACAGGGAGCUGCGCCGUACCCUUUUUUGCCAUAGCCACGGGGUCUGGUGGUUCUGUAACUGAAUUUCCAGAAAUUGGAUGCUCGGGGCAACGUCCUGAGUGUUGUCCAUACGACCAAGGUACCAAUGCCGUGAUCACCAAGUGUCCACAGGACUAUUUCACCACAGCCAAUGGUUGCUGUCCACUUGGUUUCCAGGUAUACUACACAGCAAUCGGAGGCCAAACACCGUGUUAUUCCAACCCAAGCUCAACACUUGUUCCAGUAUCCACACCAACCGUGUCAGGCCUGACUGUUAUAACGGACCACGUCUUCUCCGAUAUGUACUAUUUGGUGCCGGCGGCCCCGGAAAAGCACAAGUUGCCAACUGGCGCUAUUGUUGGUAUCAGUGUCAACGCAUGUCUUUUCGUCUCCUGUCUCUUCGGUAUUUGGUAUUGUGUUCGACGGGCGCGCCGAAACAAGGCUCGAAAGGCAGCUGCAGCCCGAACGACCACGUACCCGCCAGAAGAACCUACACUGCAGAUGUCUAGAGCACCAACAACGCACGAACUAGAUAGCCCAGAAGCCCAGCCAGGUACAGCGGAUGCACUCUCACAUUGGGGAAGUCUUCCCGUAUCAUCUUCAUCACCACCAGCUUAUGAUCAGGAGAAGGCUAAGCUCAAGCCGAGGCCUCUCAUUCCCCAGGAACUUCCAGGGAGCAUGUGGAUGAAUGAGCAUCAUCCGGCCUUCUCAGGCGAAAAUACCCCAACAGAGGCAACGCCGUCCUCUCCACCGACGACUCCGGGCCAUAAAGCAACACCUGAGGAAUCAAGAUCUCCCGUCUUGUCCGCUGUCACCUCAAGAUCAGGAAAUGACAGCCCAGCUUUCGUGUCACCGUUGGGAUCCCCGAGGCCGCCUAAAGCAUCACCUUAAUCCAAAUCAAUCGAGCUGUGUACAUAGUAAUGCUUGUUUUGUCACUGUGAUAUUGGGGACACCAGAACAGAAGAGAACAUAACAGGGAAGGCGCGGGACAUGAAGCUCGAAUUUUUAAGGGGAUGGCUAAUCGCUCAUGAAGAGAUAGGGCAUCUUCCUAUGGAUGUCGGACCAAGUGGUGUAGGCAAAGCCCAGUGACAGUUAAUUUUCAAUUUCAGCGCUGUUGAC
Messenger RNA from Exophiala oligosperma, 2836 nucleotides. RefSeq lists its product as uncharacterized. Bases 1202 to 2608 code for a protein of 468 amino acids. NCBI's taxonomy places the organism in Eukaryota, Fungi, Ascomycota, Eurotiomycetes, Chaetothyriales, Herpotrichiellaceae. The record is from RefSeq and is a predicted model, not a curated record. The transcript has 5 exons.